This is a messenger RNA of Truncatella angustata, 2206 nucleotides long. RefSeq lists its product as uncharacterized. The record is from RefSeq and is a predicted model, not a curated record. Lineage: Eukaryota; Fungi; Ascomycota; Sordariomycetes; Amphisphaeriales; Sporocadaceae. Gene Ontology annotation, molecular function: actin filament binding; calcium ion binding. Gene Ontology annotation, biological process: actin cytoskeleton organization; muscle cell development. Gene Ontology annotation, cellular component: cell projection; cortical actin cytoskeleton; cell junction. The transcript is spliced from 2 exons. Bases 212 to 1915 code for a protein of 567 amino acids.
GACCUGAGCAGUGGCGUAAGUUUUGCAUCUGACAGCUCUGUUCUAAACACUAUUUGCUCACUGCAUCCUACAAAAGGUCAUUCUCAUCCAUCUCCUCGAAUGUCUCUCCCAGGAACCAUUGGGCCGAUAUGCCGCCAAGCCAAAGCUACGAGUACAGCGGUUCGAAAAUGCAAACCUGGGUCUCGAUUUCGUCAGAUCCAGAGGCAUCCAGAUGACCAACAUCGGCGCCGAGGAUAUCGUGGACGGCAAUCGAAAGAUCAUCCUCGGAUUAAUAUGGACACUUAUUCUACGAUUCACAAUUAGCGACAUCAACCAGGAGGGUAUGACAGCAAAAGAGGGUCUACUAUUGUGGUGUCAGCGCAAAACAGCAUGCUACGACGAGGUCGAAGUGCGCGACUUUAGUUCUAGUUGGAACGACGGUCUGGCCUUCUGCGCAUUACUAGACAUCCAUCGCCCAGAUCUCAUCGACUACGAUGCUCUGGACAAAAGUGACCACAGAGGCAACAUGCAGCUGGCUUUUGAUAUCGCUCAUAAGGAGAUUGGUAUUCCGACCCUGCUGGAUGUAGAAGAUGUCUGCGAUGUUGCAAAGCCUGACGAAAGAAGUAUGAUGACAUACAUUGCAUACUGGUUUCACGCCUUUUCCCAAAUGGAAAAGGUCGAAAAUGCAGGUCGCCGCGUGGAAAAGUUCAUCAACAAUAUGCAAGGCGCCUGGGAGAUGCAAAGUGCCUAUGAAAGGCGCAUGAGAGAGCUUCUCAGACAACUGAGGGAACAAAUAGACACUUGGCAGAAGGCCACCUUCGAAGGAACAUAUGUCGACGCCAAGAAACAGGCUACCGCGUUUGCUUCAUACAAGAGAGGCCAGAAGCGAGCAUGGGUUGCCGAGAAGACUGACCUCGCAACGCUUCUAGGCAAUAUCAAGACCAAGAUGGCGACAUAUCGGCUGAGAAUCUAUGAGCCACCGCCAGAGUUGAGGCUGGAAGUCAUGGACAAGGAAUGGGCUCAUCUCACCAAAGCCGAAAUGAUGCGUGGCCAACUCAUCAACGAGACCAUUAGAGAUAUCAAAAACGCCCUUCGGAAAUCGUUUGCUGAUAAAGCAAAUGACUUUGCAUUGGCCCUCAACACAAUGCAAGUCGCAAUUUCCGGUCUAGAAGGCGAUGUGGAGGACCAGCUUCUGCAUGUCCGCAAGCUUUCAGACAAUCUGCCGCCACUAGAUGCAUAUUUAGCGAAGAUCGAAGCCGUCGACGCAAAGUGCCAGGAAGCCAAUAUCGAGGAGAAUGACUUUACCACCUACACGUAUGACGAGCUGCAAUACGAACUUGGUUUAGUCAAGUCCAGCGUGUCAAAGAAGCUUGCCUUCUUGGAGAACCAGAUGGUCGCUCGUAACAUGACGAACCUCACGCCUAUCCAACUUGAGGAGUUUGAGUCUGUUUUCAGGCACUUUGACCGUGAUGACACAAACUCGCUUUCCGAGCUUGAGUUCAGCGCCGCGCUUGCGUCACUGGGUCUUGUGUUCUCGGAAGACGAGAUGCACGACUAUUUCCUUGAGACCUCACACGGCCGUGAUCGUGUCUCGUUCGAACAAUUCAUUCGUUUCAUGGUUGACGUAACCGAGGACCAGAACACCGCUGAGCAAGUCUUCCAGUCUUUCCGUGAAGUGGCGGACGGCAAGCCAUACGUCACAGAGAUGGAUCUCCGGCACUCGCUGGUACCCGACGAAGUGAUCGACAAGCUCAUGGAGAUCGUGCCCGAACACAAAGGACCCGAUAUGGCCGAGGACAGAGGCGUUCCACAGUUUGACUACAUUGCCUUCAUGGAGACGCUUAUCAGUCAGCAGGGUGGCAAUUUAGGGGACUUGACGAACGGCGGCUCCAAUGGAAGAGCAAGCCCCGUGAAGCAAACAAACGGAGUGCAUUAGGGAUCUAGUAUCUCAGUGAAGGAGUAAGCAAACGGACGUGGCACAACAAGCCGAGCUAUGGUUUCGGCAGACCGCAGUGUGUUGUAUUUUGAUUUGAGCGUUUGCAUUCCAAGCAGGGUAUAGCAUGGACUGGGUGUUCUUUUGAGGAUUAAAUAGGGGCUAGGCUGUGGGGGGGAAAAAAGGACUGGCUCUUUGGUUGUUUUGCUGGGCAGGUAGUUGAGCAGAUGGUAUAAAGAUUCCCCACACACCCGCACCUUGCAAUAAAUAAUACAUCACAGUAGAUUUUACUCA